CACACACACACACACACUACACACACACUGCAAAAGCUGGAUUGCACCACAGAGUAAAAGAGUGUGCUCCCACGAUGGGUUUACGUCCACUGUGUGUGUGUGUGUGCGUUAUCUCUCCAUGGGGAGUAAUAUGCGUGUCGUAACCGCCGGGGAUCCUGGCUGGACUGAGAACGUUUAAACUGCGGAAGACACCUGUUAAAACCGAUUGGCUGACGACGUACUUCUCGAAAGGAGGACCUCAAUCAACUUUUUCUUUUGUUUCUCGAGCACUGAGGAGAUACCUGGCUACUUGACCUACAUGAUUGUAUCUCAAUUCAUCUGCGAUAUCGACCCGUAUCUGUUAUGAUCAGGACUAUAUUGCAAAGGCACUCAUUAGUCUGGAUCUGUUAUGAUCAAGACUGCAUUGCAUGGGCACUCAUUAGACAGGAACUCUCAGGAUUAAUGGCCAGGCUUAACUGGAGAUUCUGAGGGAUUGCCAUGUCGACGGUCGAAGCCGGGCACCCCAAUGGGGUGUACAGCUACUUCCUCAACAUGGUGGCCUACCAGAUAUGUUGCUGCUGUGGCCCCGCUCCCUGCUCGCUGUGCUGCGCCUUCUGUCCGCCUGUAAAAUCGUCCUCCAGCACACGGGUGAUGUACAUUCUGUUCCACAUCAUGGCCUGUACUGUCUCGUGCCUGAUGCUGUCACGGACGGUGUCUGAUACCAUGAGGGAGAAGGUGCCUUUCUUUAAUAUGGUGUGUGACGAGGCUCAUGGUGGCGGAGACUGUGAGAUGCUGGUGGGCUACUCAGCUGUGUACCGGGUUUGUUUCGGCACGGCCUGCUUCCACCUGAUGCUGGCGCUCUUCCUCAUCGACGUCAAGUCCAGCCAGGACUUCCGUGCCCUCAUCCACAACGGAUUUUGGUUUCUGAAGUUCAUCAUGCUUUUAGGAAUGUGUGCUGCUGCCUUCUUUAUUCCUACAGAGUCCUUCCUGCAUGCCUGGCACUAUGUAGGUGUGGUGGGAGGGUUUGCCUUCAUUCUUAUCCAGCUCAUCCUCAUCACAGCAUUCGCCCACACCUGGAACAAGAACUGGCUGACGGGGGCAGCGGAGGACAAGCGCUGGUACCUGGCAGUGAUGUGCGCCACACUCUUCUUCUACACCAUCGCCACCGCAGCCUUCACCUUCAUGUAUAAGUACUACACGCACCCGGCCGGCUGCCAGCUCAACAAGGGCCUGCUGUGGACCAACCUGGCGCUGUGUGGCAUCAUGAGUUUCAUCGCCCUCACGCCUUGCGUCCAGCAGAAGCGACCACGCUCAGGACUACUACAAGCAUCCAUCAUCAGCUGCUAUGUGAUGUACCUUACCUUCUCUGCCCUCUCCAGUCGACCACCUGAGAGAGUGGAGUACCAGGGCAUGAACAUCACUGUUUGCUACCCAAGCACGGGCCGUGGUGAGAUCCAGAAGGAGGGAAACGCAGUGGCCAUUAUUGGAGCAGCCAUAAUGUACUGCUGUGUGCUGUUUGCAUGUAAUGAGGCGUCCUACCUGGCUGAGGUGUUUGGCCCAUUCUGGAUGAUUAAAGUUUACCGCUAUGAGUUCCAGAAAUCAACCUGCUUCUUCUGCUGUCCUGAGGAAGAGGAGGCUGAGGAAGAGUUUAUUGUCGAUGAGGAGAACAAAGGCUGCCAGAAUGUGAUCCACAACGAGACACGCCGUGUGGCCUACAGCUACUUCUUCUUCCAUUUUGUCUUCUUCCUGGCGUCCCUCUACGUCAUGAUGACCCUCACCAACUGGUUCAGUUAUGAGACAGCGGUACUGGAGACCACCUUCACCCACGGCAGCUGGUCCACCUUCUGGGUGAAGAUGUCGUCGUGCUGGGCAUGUGUGUGCCUCUACCUCUGGCUCUUACUGGGGCCCCUGUGCCGCAGCCGAUCGGACCACAAGUCCCGGCCGCGGCGCUCACGCAUCAAAAGACGCGCCGCCUCCCACCGCCACGUCCAUGUGAGCGUCUGACAUCAGUUGUUGCCGAGCAACACUCGAAUGAGCUCACUGGAAUGGGCUCGUCCUGUCGAGGGUUAAACAUGAACUUGGUGAGAAAAGGACACGUCCCUCUGUGGCGAUCACCAAACUACACCCCUCGAUGACAGGACUGAAAAAACAAGCAAACGAACAAACAAGCGGAAAAAAAAAUGAAAGCAAAUCAGAAGAACAAACUUUUAAGACAUUCUGACCACGUUGGCUGUGUUAUCUCUUUGAAGGCUAAGAAAGUGGGAAUGUGUUUCAAAGAAUUGCCAAAAGGAUCAGCUGACAGUGAGUAGAAGAUCCCUCAUGUCUUCAAAGGAGACGCAAAGAACAGAGGGCCUGGUGGAUUUUUAGCGCUAAUUACGCAUUAGGAUUGUUAUAGCAUCGGAGUUAGCCGGAGACGUAAGCUGAUUAGAGGGGUGAGGUAUUGAGUCUGAUCUUUAGUUGACUUUCCAGCUCAGUUCACCUUUGAUAAGGGAUUAUCAGGGGCAGUAGCCGUUCUCUAUGAUCUGUGGCUCGAGCCAGACCACAAAACCCAGAGCAGAGGGAACCUGUGGUUCCAGGGAAGCUCACCAGUUCAGCCCCCAUCACCAACACUACUCCACAACACCAAC
This is a messenger RNA of Clupea harengus (Atlantic herring), 2606 nucleotides long. It is a transcript of the gene serinc4, whose product is annotated as serine incorporator 4. The transcript has 13 exons. Bases 478 to 1983 code for a protein of 501 amino acids. Gene Ontology annotation, cellular component: membrane. Lineage: Eukaryota; Metazoa; Chordata; Actinopteri; Clupeiformes; Clupeidae. The record is from RefSeq and is a predicted model, not a curated record.